Fraxinus pennsylvanica is the source of this 2427-nucleotide messenger RNA. The record is from the annotation of a GenBank genome assembly. Lineage: Eukaryota; Viridiplantae; Streptophyta; Magnoliopsida; Lamiales; Oleaceae.
AUGGACAUGGCGAAUACACGAGAUGAUGCUCCAUCAGAGCACAGGCACCAUGUUGCUAAGCGGAGGUCUUUAGAUUUCCUUGAAAAAUUUGGAUCUGUCUCCUUGGAUUCCAAAGAAGAAAUUCUGAGAAAUAAAGAACCUUCCUACAAUGUGAAAGAUGAUCGGUUGUCAUAUAAGACGGCAUCACAGAUACUUUGGAGCACUGGAAUACUUUCUGAACCAAUUCCAAAUGGUUUCUACUAUGUUGUUCCCGAUAAAAUGCUCAAGGAACUGUAUGAAGAUAUACCUACUCUGGAGGAGCUUCAUGCUUUGGAGCUUGGGGGUUUGAGAGCCGAGGUCAUUCUUGUGGAUUCAGUGAAAGAUAAGAAACUUUCCAUGCUUAAGCAGCUAAUUGUGGCUCUUGUCAAGGGCUUGAAUGCGAAUCCUGCAGCUAUGAUUAAAAAGAUUGCUGGAUUGGUGUCUGAUGUUUAUGGACGGCCAAAUUCAGAACUGAGUCCAAAGAAAGCUGUUCUUGAGGACACCUCUCAUAUAUCUGAAAAUCAAGGGGUGCAGGUGCUGGGCCAAAUAAAGCAUGGUUCAUGCAGACCUCGAGCAAUAUUGUUUAAAGUUCUUGCAGAUACUGUAGGACUUGAAAAUACGCUAGUGGUGGGUUUGCCUACUGAAGGAGAUUCUGAGUGUGUCGACUCAUGCAAACAUAUGUCUGUCUUAGUUGUGCUGAAUUCUGUCGAACUAUUAGUUGAUCUCAUGCGGUUUCCUGGCCAGCUGAUCCCACGAUCAACCAAGGCUAUCUUUAUGACUCACAUAUCUGCUGCCGGGGAGAGUGAUUCAGCAGAAAAUGAGUCUUGUGAUUCUCCGAUGGGACCAAACAGUCCUCUAUAUGGGGUGUCAGAGACAGUUGAUCCUGAGAGUGCUAAGAAAGAAGAUGGCCUCCUGUAUCAGCGUAGAUUUGAAGCAUCUUCAAAUGCAGCUGGGCCUUCAUUGAGGAAUAUGAUGUUACGAUCGAACUCCGUUGAUAGAAAACUGAACUUACCACACAGCGAACCUAAUAUUGCUGCUACAUUUUGGCGAAGGGGCCGGAGGCAGAUCAUUCCUGAACAAAGGACUGCCAGUUCAAGUCCGGAGCAUCCUUCAUUUCACACACGUGGUCGAUCCAUGCUUAGUGGAGAUAGCAAAUCUUUCAGAGAUUAUUCUAAUGACAAAACUACAUCAAGGUCAGAAGGUGCAUCAACACCAGAUAUACGGAGAACAAGGAGGAGAAGUAUAAGCAUGACUCCGGAAAUUGGUGAUGACAUCGUAAGGGCUGUACGAGCAAUGAAUGAAUCAUUAAAGCUGAAUCGUGUCUUAAGAGAACAACAGGAAACUAGCUCGUAUUCCUUUGGUUCAACUGACCAACACGGCACAGAUCAGCAAAAAGAUGAUAACAUGUCUGGUGGAAGGUCUUCCUUGUAUUCUCCUCGAAGGCCAAACAACUCUCAGAAGGCAAUGUCGUUACCUUCAUCUCCUCAUGAACUUAGCAGUCCGACUCCAGAUAGAAUAGGAACUCACAAGGUAAAAGAAGAAAUGGUUUCAGCAUGGAACAGAGUACUGGGACUACCUAUGUUCCAGAACAAGCCUCUGCUGCCAUUUGAAGAAUGGAAUAUUGAUUUUUCGGAGUUAACUGUUGGCACUCGCGUUGGGAUUGGGUUUUUUGGGGAAGUUUUUCGUGGUGUUUGGAAUGGAACAGAGGUUGCUAUUAAAGUCUUUUUGGAGCAAGAUCUCACUGCUGAAAACAUGGAAGAUUUUUGCAAUGAAAUAUCCAUUCUCAGUCGCCUUCGGCACCCAAACGUCAUAUUAUUUCUUGGUGCCUGCACAAGGCCUCCACAACUGUCAAUGGUCACUGAAUACAUGGAAAUGGGAUCACUGUAUUAUUUGAUUCAUCUGAGUGGUCAGAAGAAUAAGCUGAGUUGGCGGAGGAGAAUUAAAAUGCUGCGUGACAUAUGCAGAGGUUUGAUGUGUAUACAUCGCAUGAAGAUUGUCCACCGCGAUCUUAAAACUGCAAAUUGCCUCGUCAACAAGCACUGGACAGUUAAAAUCUGCGACUUUGGGCUCUCAAGGAUAAUGACAGACACAACCACGAGGGACUCCUCAUCAGCAGGGACACCAGAAUGGAUGGCUCCAGAACUUAUACGCAAUGAACCCUUCACUGUAAAAUGUGACAUUUUCAGCCUCGGAGUUAUAAUGUGGGAACUAUGCACCCUAAAUAAACCAUGGGACGGCAUACCACCAGAGCGGGUUGUUUAUGCCGUAGCAAAUGAAGGGUCGCGGUUGGAGAUACCUGAAGGACCCUUGGGCAGGCUAAUUGCAGAUUGUUGGGCAGAACCAGAUGGACGACCAAGUUGUGAGGAAAUUCUUCCCCGAUUACUAGACUGCGAGUUACCACUUUCCUAA